CCAUUGUAGUGUGUUUUUCCAUUUCUAUUAGAAAAUUAUCAAAUUCUUCCAUUAAGGCAUGGCAAAAAACAAUAACGUAGUGCUUCUAGGAUACGAGGACGAACUAAUUACAGAAAAACAUGGAGGCCAAGUGGAUUAUACUGUUAACAAAAUCGGCGGAGAACCUGACUUUCCUCACCUAAUCAAUAAAAUUGAAAAACUACUCCUCUGCAUACUAUGCAAUCUUCCUAGCCGUCAAAUAGUCCAGAUAUACGCCCCAUUAGAAAACACAAAAGACCAUCGAACACUCUACGUAUUUGCCUGUAUCAAUCCUACAUGCCAUAAUAGAAGUGAAAGUUGGACAUGCCUGAGAGUUCAAGCCAAAAACAUAGAAGUGACAGAGCCCAAGGAAAGUGUCGCUUCAGGUCCUAAACUCAGUUCAACUGAUUGGUGUCCUGAGGCAGAUGAUUGGGGCGAUGAUGACGAUGAUAAUGGUAAUUUGGAUACAGCAAACUGUAAUGUAAUUACCAACAGCAUUGACAAUAAUAAGCCAUCCGACGAUGAAGAAAGUAGCAGCUAUGAUGAUUCAGUGAGAUCAGGAUUUAGGAAUUUGUCUAUUGAUGAAAAAAAUGCCAAUAAUGGUGCACAAGGUGGUGCAGUCGCUCGUCUACAUUCUCCAAUGGCGACAGCCGAAAUUGAAGGAGAAGAAGAUGGAGAAGUCGUAACAGUGGAAAGUCCAACCACUCCACAAACCAACUUGGUGGCUCUUCUUCAAGGAGGACAGACAAAUAUGGAUACUGUCCCUUUACAUGCGCCUUUUUUAGCUUAUUUUUUGUCUGUCUAUCCAGAAGAACCGGACACGCUUCUGGUACCUGCAUUGGAUGAUCAUGUCAAAGAGCUUCUAAGCGACUAUCAACGCAAAGAUGCCGAUUUUCUUUUAUCGCACAACAAAGAUAGCAAAAAUAAAGGCAAACCUGAAGGUGAUGUCGAAAUGGCCGCCGAAGAAUAUGAAAAAAGCCAUCCCUUGCACGGCGAUAAAAUGUUCCACCAUUUCGUCACAAAAAUCAAAUCAAAUCCUGAACAAGUUUUAAGGUACUGUCGUGAAGGUUCUCCUUUACUUCUCUAUCCUCUCCAAGAACCCCUGAAAAAAUGCAAGCACUGUCAAAAGGAGCUAGUCUUUGAAUUCCAACUAAUCCCUACUAUAAUUUCCAAGUUACGACUAGAAUGUGACGCUAAUCAUUUAAAUAGAUUGGAUUUUGGCACUGUGCUUAUUUACACUUGCAAAAAUAGCUGUUGGGGUGCAAACGAUGCAUUCAAAGAGGAAAUAGUUGUCGUGCAAAAGGAAACAUUUUAAGAGUUUAUUGAAUUUAAAAUAAUAGCGAUUGUUAUUGUAGAUGUCAAUUGCUUGGUAUUUCAGCAAGCACAUAGAUUUUUCCUAAACGACAGUUUUUUCACAAAAAUUGUAUUCUGUUCACAAGACUUGAAAUUAGAUAAGUUUAUGCCUUGUGAGGCAAAUUCUAUGUAGGUACCUUUUUUUGUGUAUAGAAAUGGAACAUUUUCCUGAAAUAGAUAUACAAAGUACAACGAUUUUGUGGCCUGUCUAUAAGCUGUGCCUGAGCAUUUUCUAUGUAUUAAUUUAUUGCACUUCGGAAGCGAAUACACAUUUCUUAAUAUGCUUUUAUACUGAAUGAGGAAUAACAAUGAAAUCGAAGGUCAAGGUUUUGAAUGCAAAAUUAUUGUAAAUACCUAAAGGCAAAAUAACUCUUGAAAAACAAAAAAAAAAAAAACAGUGUUCAGAAUGGGCGCUUUCUUUUCUUCACCGAUGAAUCCAUCGAUGACCAGUCUAUCUUUGUCUAGUUCAUAGAAAAUCGGAAUGGCUAUCAGCAAAUUGUUCCAUUGAUGAAUAAAGGAAUUCGCCCAAUGUGUCUAGCCAUCAAAAUAGUUGAUAGUCAGAUCGAUACUCCCAGAAAAGUUGAUGACGAAGCCUUUGUGUUUUGUGUUUAAGAUUUGGGGUAGCAAAGAAUCGCCAACUAAAAUAAUGUCUUUAAUGCUGCAAUACUUUUAGAAUCUUUAGGAGACUUUUGUAUUUGCGGCGAAUGACAAGCUUGCAGUAUUUUUUCCUGAUAUUUGUGUUUUUAAAAGUGUGAUAAUUUUAAUUAAAAUGCAAUAAUUAGGUACCUUUUUUUUGUUUUUUAUCUUUUUUUUUUCCUGUUAUUCUUCAUUUUUCAGAAUUUUGUUUUGUUGGAGGUAUUCUUUUUUCAGUGUUCUCUUUUUUCUUCUGUUAUCUCAUGGUUCUCUUUUUUCCUUGUUCUGUAUUAUGACUGUUUUGUUUUUUCAUGCUAUGUUCUUUAUCGUUCUGUUCUUUCAUAGAAUCGUUUUAAUGGUUUCGCAAUGUCACAAAAGUUUCUCCACAUGUCUGAGGCAGGUACAUUUUGGAAGACACUCAUGCCAUACUCUUGUAACCCUAUCCUUCACUUUAAUGGUAGUUGCGAGAGUAUAGUUUUGUUGUGAAAGUUUUAAGAAAU
Ceutorhynchus assimilis (cabbage seed weevil) is the source of this 2504-nucleotide messenger RNA. The record is from the annotation of a GenBank genome assembly. NCBI's taxonomy places the organism in Eukaryota, Metazoa, Arthropoda, Insecta, Coleoptera, Curculionidae.